AUGAUUGUCAACAGUCUGCUUGGUCGCUUUGUACUUUUAUCUUGCUUGCUUGGUCUGUUAUCUUGUUCCAUUUCAACGAUUGACACAACAAAGUUAUUAAGGCCUUCGAGAAAAGCGGGACAUUUCCCGAUCGUUGCGUCGCCAUCUACCAACAUUUUGACCGAUAACAUUGGAAAUUCUGCAUAUUCUUGGUUGCCUUGUUCGCUUUUUGGUCCAUCCCAGGUUGAAAGUCAUUUAAAAUUUGGUGUAAUUGGCCAUGAUUACAACAUAAAUUUGAAAGAUGUGAAAAUCAGAAGCGAACAUUACAAAAAUUUUGCUAAUAUAAUAAGACAAGCGCAAAACGUUACCGUUAUUGCGGGCGGUAUAAAUACAAAAUCGUUUAGUUUUGCUAACAAUUUGAAGGAUCGCGUUGGGCCAGAUAGCGUGAUUUAUGCAAACUGGGACGAGCUCAACGGUGGUCCAGUAAACUACGGAAUAUACGCACACAGUGCUCCGAUCAUUGGCCAUUGGACGGGAUACUUGAUGAAAACAUUGGCUGACGAUGGCGCAAUAGAUGUAUCGAAAUUGAUUGGUGUUGGAUUUAGUUUGGGUGCGCACAUAAUUGGCAACAUGGGGUACUAUUUGACACACAAUAAACUAAAAAUGGCACAUAUAAUUGCUUUAGAUCCGGCGUCACCGUGCUUUGAAGAUUGGCAUAAACUUCGGCCAGUUCAACGGUACGAUGCUAAACUAGUGCAAGUGAUUCACACAGAUGUAGAAUGGUUUGGUUAUGAAUGGAAGAUUGGCCAUAUCGAUAUCUACCCAAAUAAAGGCAGAAAUCAACCGGAUUGCUUCGGAAAUGAGAUGGAAUUAAAUUCAUGUUGGCAUUCUUAUGCAUGGAAAUUGUACAAACUAAGGGAUGUUAAAGCAGGUUGCGCCAAAAACUGGGACGAAUUCAAACAAAAUAUUAUUGACCAUACCAUUCCGAUUGGCCAGGAUUUAAAUUCGGAUCAUUCAGUUGAGGGCCGAGAUUGCACAUAUUAUUUGCACUCGCCAUCGCCAGCGGCAUAAAAAUAUUUUUUUAAUAAUUUAAAUAAUUCGGAGAUUUUCAGCUGAUUUCGUGUGGAAUGGUCGAUCAUGAUACAUACAAUUUUUAAGUAGCACAGAAAAAAGUU
This is a messenger RNA of Sitodiplosis mosellana (orange wheat blossom midge), 1154 nucleotides long. RefSeq names its product pancreatic triacylglycerol lipase-like. The transcript is spliced from 3 exons. Bases 1 to 1050 code for a protein of 349 amino acids. NCBI's taxonomy places the organism in Eukaryota, Metazoa, Arthropoda, Insecta, Diptera, Cecidomyiidae. The record is from RefSeq and is a predicted model, not a curated record. Gene Ontology annotation, molecular function: lipase activity.